ACUAAUCAAAGGCACUUGCACGCGGAGAACUAUUGGCCUCUAAAGACUUGAGCCGGUUUUGGCCAGCUUACAGUCUUCUUACUCUACUCUCUCACUGUGAGUUCAGAAAAAAAGUUUUAAAUUCCUGUAGGCAUUUCUCUUCAGCUUUUCCUAGGAUCUAAACAUGCAUGCAGAGGCUUGGGUGAACUCAGUUUUUGCUUCUUUCCUAUUGAUUAUCCUCUCAGCUACUCAGCAAGGCUUAACUCAGUCGCUAAGGUCUUCAUCUGGUAUUUGUAAACUAUCAGCAGAGGCAUCUAACAGGCGUUGUAGAACUCCUGAAGGCUUGAUUUGCAGCGGCAGAGGAAAAUGUGAUUGUGGAGUUUGCAUAUGUCAAGUUACUGAACCUGGGAAAUAUUAUGGCCCACGCUGUGAGUGCCAUGAUUGGGUCUGCACAACGUAUGAUGGCAAAACCUGUGGUGGCCAUGGAAAAUGUGACUGUGGCAAAUGUGUAUGUGAUGAUGGCUGGUUUGGUGAAGCUUGUCAGUACCAGAAAGUCUGCAACCUCCCAAGAAAGAAAAGCAAUGAACUAUGUCGUAACCCUCAAGGAGUGAUUUGCUCUAAUGCAGGCACAUGUCAUUGCGGAAGCUGCAUGUGUGCCAAUGCUGAUGACAGAGGGCUGAUUUAUGGAAAAUACUGUGAAUGUGAUGACAGAGAAUGUCUGGAUGAGGAAACAGGAGAAAUCUGUGGAGGCCAUGGAAAGUGUUACUGUGGAAACUGUUACUGUGUGGCUGGUUGGCAUGGAGAUAAAUGUGAAUUCCAGUGUGACAUCAGCCCAUGGGAGAGCAAAAAGAGAUGCACAUCUCCAGAUGGCAAAAUUUGUAGCAACCGAGGGACCUGCAUAUGUGGUGAGUGCACAUGCUAUGAUGUGGACCCUACUGGGGACUGGGGAGACAUCCAUGGAGAAACUUGUGAGUGUGAUGAGAGAAACUGUCUCUCAACAUAUGAUCGAUAUGCAGAUGACUUUUGCUCAGGUCAUGGACAGUGUAACUGUGGAAGGUGUGACUGUAAAGAAGGAUGGACAGGGAAAAAGUGUGAGCAUCCACUUUCAUGUCACCUGACAGCAGACGAAAGCAAAAAACGAUGCCAAGGAACUUCUAAUAUGCCUUGUUCGGGGAGAGGAAAAUGCCAGUGUGGCGUGUGCACAUGCUUCCCACCAGGAGAUAAAAGAGUUCAUGGGAAAUUCUGUGAGUGCGAUGACAGGCAAUGCGAGGAUAUUAAUGGAGAAAUCUGUGGAGGUCAUGGUAUUUGUUCCUGUGGUCGGUGCAUCUGUAAAGAUGGCUGGUUUGGUAAACAAUGCCAGUUUGUCCGGAACUGUAACAUGAGUGAAGUGGAAAGUAAAAGCCUUUGUGAAACUUCAGAUGGGAUCAUUUGCACAGGGAAAGGUUCAUGUCAUUGUGGGAAAUGUAUCUGUUCACCUCAGGAGUGGUAUAUUUCAGGAGAAUUCUGUGAGUGUGAUGACAGAGAGUGUGACAAACAUGAAGGUGUUAUCUGCACAGGUAAUGGAGUGUGCAACUGUGGUAAUUGUGACUGUUGGGAUGGAUGGCACGGAAAUGCCUGUGAGAUCUGGAUUGGAGAUGAAAAUCCUUAAGGAACAUGCAUAGCCACAUUGAAUAGACUUAUUUGUGCUGAAAAAAAAAAAUUCAGAGAAAAGAAGUAGAAAAUAAAAAUGCAAAUCAUUGGAAGGAGCAAAGAACACUCAGAAGCUGGAUAUAAUUCUUCAUUCAAAUUUCUCCAUAUCACUUGUAUAACAGCAUUCAAAUUACUGGUUACAAAUAAUCUUUAUUAAAACUAUAAUUGUUGUAUGCAAGUAAAUCCAACCUUGGAAGCAAAAGCAGUUAUCCUGAAACAUUACCUUGUAACUUAUGUAUGGUUCCAAAACAACUUUAUAUAUUUAUACUGUAUAUGCAAAAUUGUUAUUUAGAAAAGCUUACAUAAUCAUCCGGAAAGCUCAGUAUAUUCAAUCACAGAUAACUGUACAAUGCUAUAAAUCAAUCUUUGAAUGAAAAUCAAAUCUUUAUUUUUCUUUUUUUUAUUCCAAUGCAUAUGUUGUCAUCAGAAUAACAUUCUUACUGCUUACUGCAACUCUUUUAGUUGUCAUUUUGCAGUCUUUGUCUCACAUUUAUGUGUAUAUGUCAUAGCAGUUUGCCGUUUCUGAGUAUAAAAGCAUUCAUCCCUAGUCAGUAGUCUUUUCAACACAUGCUAUGACUCUUUUUCAUUUCAUUCUCUUUUACAAAUAUUUGAUGUUUAAGGGGCAAGUAAGAUUUUUUUUAUAUCAAAGGCAAUUUUAAAGGAUUAAGGGAUUUAGUGUUUUAUAGAUCAUGGUAAGAAGUAAGAAUGUCACUUAGUAAUGCUGUGAUUUGGUGGAAUUUCUAUGUUAAAAAAGUUUGCUUUCCUUAAAAAAAAGUGUUGACAGACAUCCUUUUAAAAUGGCUUUCAUUUCAGUGGUGUAACAGCUUGCUCUGAAUUUAAGUAUCCUUAAGCAGCUUUUUCAAAAACAGACACAGCCCUGCUGUAUGGUACAGCAAGUGUCAUGGUGGCUUAGAACAUUCUUUCUUUCUUUCCACCUCAAGCUUUAGAACCUUUGUGAAAUAAUACAUUGACAUAUCUAAAGAAUGUAUUUUCAUCAUUACAGUACAUACACUCUGGUCAACAUUAGGACAGUUCUGAAUUAUUUUUGGUCAUCUAGUGAAAAAGAAUAAUCACAUACAAAACAAGGUUCUUGUCACAAGUGAAACACUUCCAAUUUUUUUUCAUUUUCCAAGAUUUCUCUAACUCCAAAAUACUUUUUUCCCACCUAAUAUCCACAAAACAAAAGCACUUAAGUCCAGCAGUGUACCCAACAUUUGGAAGGAGAAGAUCAUACCUACUACUCUAUCAGAUUUUUUUUUUCCCAGGCAUUUAUUACACAACAUAAUUUGCUUUUCAUAUGCACCCACUGUACAUUUAGGGUGGAUUGGAAAAAAUCUUAUUGGACAGUAUGUUGAAAUUUCAAGUAAUUUGGUCUUUUAAGCAUGGACUGUGAAAAAUAUGGAAAGCGCACACAACAAUAAAGAGAUCUACACACCUUGGCAAGACAGAAACAAGACAAAUAAACCUCUCUUGGAAAUGGGAGUGGACAUUAGAAAAGAUGGCAACAAUUGGUUGCUGGACUUCUUCAUUGUAAUGCCACCCUGUUUUUGACCCAUCCGAUGGAAUAUGCUAAUUAAUAAUGGGCAUAGUGUAAAUUUAAACCCAUUUCCAUGCCCAGUAUAAUUACACUCUGUGAACUGUGUCGCAUUAAUUUUGUUUCUGAUAUUUCAAUUUGCCUUUAUAGAAAAAUUUUUAUUCAAUAUGUUGUAUCUGUGUUUACAACAAACACAAACUACAGUGCAGACAAACUCUUUGCAUAUAUGUAUGUAAAGUUAGCAAUACAUACCAACAGUUCUUGAUACACAUAGCGUACUACAUGCAGUUCAUCAAUACCAUCCUCUUCCCAUGCAAACAGAUGAGACGACAGACAAAUUAAAGAUAUUAACCAAAGCACAUAUAACAAAGCAGUUCACCCUUCACCCAAACAUUUGUGUGUUUAAACAUAAGUGAAAAACUGUUUAAAGACUUUUUUUUUUAGGAAGAAACACCUUUACAGAAAAAUAAACAAACAAAAAAUGUGCGUUUAUUCAUUUGUCAUUUACAAAAAUAAAUUCCACCUUCAUUUAACCAGUCAACUGGUUUGCAGGGCAGAUAAAGCCCAGCAUAUAGGGUUCACUUUUGAAAACUGUUUUAAUUUGGGUGGGAGUGGGAUGCCAGCCCUCUGUAGAGUUGAAAUGUAAAAUUACUUUGUGCAUAUCUCUUUUUUUCUGUUACCAUUAAAUUCACUUUGUACAGACUACAAUAACAAA
Messenger RNA from Erpetoichthys calabaricus (reedfish), 3917 nucleotides. It is a transcript of the gene itgbl1, whose product is annotated as integrin, beta-like 1. Lineage: Eukaryota; Metazoa; Chordata; Cladistia; Polypteriformes; Polypteridae. The coding region runs from base 164 to 1627 and encodes 487 amino acids. The transcript has 11 exons. Gene Ontology annotation, molecular function: integrin binding. Gene Ontology annotation, cellular component: focal adhesion; cell surface; integrin complex. Gene Ontology annotation, biological process: cell adhesion mediated by integrin; cell-matrix adhesion; cell migration. The record is from RefSeq and is a predicted model, not a curated record.